AUGACUUCCCCAUUUAUAAUUAUAUGUUUCUGGCAAGGAAGCAGUGUAGAACUAGAUCAUGUCUGUGAAGUGGCUGAAAGCUUCAGGCUUAAAAGGCUCCAGAUGGAUAUACCUUGGUACCUUCUGAGUGUCCUUGUUUUGAGCAGAUAUUGUGCUUCAGUUUGUGGUCUGCUUACAGUGCAAACCAUAAAAUCCAGCUACACAGCUGAGUAUGAAGGUGAACUCAACAUGGAGUGUCUCUUUACAGUAAAACACAUCACAAAUUUUGAGGAUAUGACUGUUAUAUGGAAACACAGUGUACAACAAGGGAGCAGUUCGGAUAUUGCAAAAUAUUCCAAUGGAAAGGAUGUGGAAAUUCUACAAGACAAAGAAUAUAGAGAUCGAGUGAAGCUCUUAUCAGAUGAACUGAAAAUGGGCCGUACCAUUUUGAGGAUCAAUAAUGUAAAGAUGACUGAUGCAGGACAGUAUCUGUGCAUUAUAGAUUCUCAAGGAUCAGAUUUUAAAGAAAUCAGUCUGGAAGUACAAGCUCCAUACAAACAAAUAAACACAAAGGUCACAGAUGUGGUCACAUCUUCAGGACAGACAAUGAAGGAGCUCUCCUGUCAGUCUGUGGGAUAUCCAAAGGCUGAGGUCACGUGGCUGAGUAACAGUGGGAAUAUCAGUGCAAUCAACAAUAUUAGCUAUAUAUACACUGCUGAAGGACUAUUUAAUAUCACCAGUGUGAUCAGAAUCUCUUCUGAAGCUAACAAAACGUUCACUUGCAUAUUUUGGAAUAAUGCACUACAGAAUUCAUCUUCACAGUAUUUUACCUUCCCAGAAAUCAGCAAUGAAAGACAGCAUGAAUGGGUAUUUGCAGUUGUUAUUAUAACGUUAUCAAUUGUAUCAAUUCCCAUUUUGAUCUUUUUAUACGGCCACCACAAAGGUCAUUAUAAUAAGAGAACUACAGAAUAUAACAGCAUACAAUUAGGUGAGACUCUCAGUAUAGACAACUCUGCAUCAGCUAAAAGCAAUUAUUCUGGAUACAGUUCUGAGCAUGAUGUUAUUGAUGUUGGGAAUACAUAGCACAAGACUCCAGCUGAAAACUCCUUAAAGAUGGCAAAAGUUAAAGCAUAAAAAAGAAGUUAACAUUUGCAUCUAAGCACUUUAUUGAACCAUAAUGGUUACUUGAAAGAUAUUUUUUUCUCUGGCAGGUCCAGAACAUUAAAAACAUAUUUCUAUUU
Molecule: messenger RNA, 1220 nt
Organism: Rana temporaria (common frog)
Lineage: Eukaryota; Metazoa; Chordata; Amphibia; Anura; Ranidae
Product: programmed cell death 1 ligand 1-like
Exons: 7
Coding region: 1-1062 (353 amino acids)
Biological process (GO): cell surface receptor signaling pathway; positive regulation of T cell proliferation; cellular response to lipopolysaccharide
Cellular component (GO): external side of plasma membrane
Source: RefSeq, a predicted model, not a curated record